Molecule: messenger RNA, 1346 nt
Organism: Chrysoperla carnea
Lineage: Eukaryota; Metazoa; Arthropoda; Insecta; Neuroptera; Chrysopidae
Exons: 5
Coding region: 119-1303 (394 amino acids)
Source: RefSeq, a predicted model, not a curated record
AAAAAAUGUAUACAUUUUAUUGAGCGCAUGUAAGUCAAAAUUUAUCAGUAAGAAAGUUACAAAAUAGUUUGAUAGUUUAACAAAAUUGAUAGCAUCUCCCGCCACUAAAAUUCAUUCAAUGGACGAAGCAAUAAAUAAGAUUUUAAAAUUAAAAAAGCAAUAUAACAAGAAUAAGCAGCAACGAUACCAUCCCAUAAAAUAUGAAUACCAUUCUGCCGAGCAAUAUAAGUCAGUACCACACUUCAAUAAAUACCCUACAUCAAGUAAUUGUUUUGUUACAUCUGAACCACAAAAUAUGCAAAGUAUCAUGUCACCAUCAUCACAGAAAUAUGAUAAUGGACAUUUAUUAGAAAAUAGAAAUGUUGAACAUCAUAUGAUUAAGCAAUCAAAUCCAGUAUUAAAUGACAAUAAACCAAAUAAAGAAGUCAGUAAUACGAAAAUACAUGAACUGAAUACACGAUUGAAACAGACCACACAACAAGUUAUCGAUCAAUGUAAACUUAUUAAAGAAUUGAAGAAAAAUCUUGAAGAACAAAAUGGUGUUAUUGAUAACUUAAAGUUUAGAUUAUCUCGUUCGGAGAGUGUUUGUCAUAACAAACAGUUAUUAUUGGAAGCAUAUAAAUCAAAAUUAACAAAUGCAAUUAGCACUAACGAAUUAAAUCAAUCAUUAAAAUCACAAGCGUCCAGACAAUGUAAUAUAAUUACAAAUGAAAUGAGAGUAUUAGAAGACAACCUAAAGGCUAUGAGAGAACGUGAAGGUGAACUAAUGAAACUGGUCAAUCAACUAGGAAAAGAUAAAAAUCGUUUAAUCGAAGAAAUUAAUAAGAAAAAUUCAUUUACAAUGGAAGAAUUACAGAAACAAAUAGAAAAAGCUCUAAGUGAGAGGCAAGAGGAAAUUGCACGACAAAUUCGAAUGAAUACUAAAUUGAACGAUUUAAAUAAUUCGGCCAAUGAACGGUUAAAAAAAUAUGAGAUUGGUAUCGAAGAAUUUUUAUGGAUGGUAGAGGAUCAUUUGUAUCAAAAGUAUGGCGAUCAUGAUCCUGUACGGAAAGCACAUGAAAUGGCAUGUUCUAUACUGCAUUUAACACCUACCGAACUUCGAGAAAUGUUUCAAGACUGUCAUGAAGACUACAAUACCAAAGCUCCGAGAAUGUUGGAUAGUUGGUUGACCGAAUACAGGAAAGUAACAUCAAACUGUGAUGACGAUUUCCCACAAAAAUUAGCUCACUUUUUAUACAACAUUUGUUUUUCUAAUAAAAAUAAUAAUAAUCAAUCUCCAAACACUUCAUCGAAAAGAAAUUAACUUCUAAGAAUCAAAUAAUUGUACUUUCACGUAUAACACGUAA